GCUGAGAUUCUCUGUAGCGAAACACUCCGGCUUGAAGAACAGAGCACCAGACCACACACACUAUAGCUUCACAUCACUUUCAGGUAAAAUGGAUUCCUUUAGAGGGCUUAUAGAGCUACGAGGUAACCAGGGCAGAGAGGGAGAAGAGGAGGGGGUUAUAUCUGUAGAGCCUGUUGCGAUGAUAGUGCCGCCGGUGCUGCAAGACCUGCUGGAAACGUUAACGCCUGAGAACAGCGCCAGUUCAAGCGCUAGGGACGACGGUGGCGACCACCACGCCUCACCGUCUAGCAGCUCGUCAUCUAAAGAGACACCCAGCCGCGAGGGAGAGACGGGGAAUGUGGUUGGCUGUGAACGAAAUUUACCCGUGGUUGAAGAAUGGGAAAAUAGGGUAAUAACGGGCAGAUUGAGCAACCUAUGUAAGGCGCCCAAGGAGUUGCCAUCUGGAUUUAGGUUCAGGGCGGCGCUUCACCACGAAGUGGCAGAUAGUGCGCCCUCGAUAAGUGGAUAUAGAAAACUGGAGGAGAUGAUACCAGUGUACGUGGAUCAUUUUAAGGCCAGCUUGCGAUUUCCCCUGCCCGGGCUAAUAUUCGACCUACUAGCAGACUACGAGCUGGCUCUGACGCAGCUGAUGCCCAACAGCAUAAGGUUCAUCAUAGGCUUUAUGCUGUUGUGUGAAAGGUUGGAGGUGCCGGCCAAGGCGAUAGUGUUCAGGUCGCUGUUUCAAUGCCGGCUGUGUCCCAACUCCCGAGGUGCCAAGUGGUAUUACCUCUCCAGGAGAGAGAAGAGCCAGCUGUUCAAGAACGUGAGGAACAAAGUAGCGAGGUGGAAGAGGCAGUUCAUUUUUGUUCGCAACAUGCGUAUAGAAAGAAUAAGCAACAACCUCGCUGCUCGGCUAUUUGAAUGGCGUGUGCCGAAUGCACAUGUCAAUUACCCUCAGCUGCUGCCUCAGGACACGGAUAUAAAGAAUCAGCUGCUAGAAUACACGCGGAGGGAAAAUUUGAUAGAUAUAGAGGCCCUGGUUACCUCGGAGCAGCUCGCGGUGUUCGGGUUUAUCGACGUGGCAAACCUGUUCACAGAAGGUGAAAUGAGCAACAUACUGGAACGCCAGCGCCAGCAAGCCCAGGGCUCCCGAGGUCAUGCAGCAGGCAGCAGGUCGCAAAGACAAACACAAUUCGAUGAGCGACCGCCUCCAGCGCCACAAUCUCGCAACUUGUCACAUCGUAGUUCCAGCUCGGCGUCUAGGCCUCGCGCCGAGCAGAGGGUUGAAGUUGUGGCCCCUAGUGCACGUAGGCGUGCACGUGAGGAGACUGACAGCGAAGAUGAGGUCCCCCUCACGAGGCGCAGAACAAGCGUGGGGGCUUGGCCCGCGCAGGUGGCUCAAACUGCUGCCGCACGCUCAUCAGACGCGCCAUCAGCCACGACGCAGGCAGUAGGGGAGCCCGCAUCUGCGUCGGCCUCAGUUUCGGCGCCCCAGUUCGCGUUUCCGGACGGCUUCAGCUAUGUGAAGCCUGACUGCCAGCCCGCCAUGGUGCAAGGCAUGCAAAGUUCUUUGCCUCCCGUAGAUCGUCAGCGGGCAAGGACUUUUGUGCAGCAGCAUGGUGGGCAGGUUGCCAUGGUCAAGCUGAUGGACGCAUUCAGCUACGCGGUGGCGCUAUUCGAGAGCGAGCAGGCGGCUCGCUCUCAGAAUAAUGAGCUCAGCGCCAAUUGUAAACAGUUGGCAGUGGAAAAGGCCAGCCUUGUGGAUGAUGUCAAUCGUCUGCAAGGCUCGGAGAUGGCCAAUCGAGCUAUUGCAGCGAAGAGCCGAGCCGACGAGCUCGUGAAUAGAAAUAAUGAGCUCAGGGAAGAGCUGGAGCGAGCCCGCACCGAAAAAGAAAGCGAGAUCCAAGCGACGAAGGAUGAGGCCGCCUGUGUUGAAGAACGGGCCAAGAAGGCCGAGGCCGAGAGGGACCAUGCUCUAAACGAGCUGAGCUCCCUAAGGCGACAAACAUCUCACAGGCGCUCUAUAAGCAUGGCCCGAGCUCAAGGGGCAGAGUGGCUGGUGGCCUCAGCCGUGUUCCAAGACGCUGUGGCCGUGGUGUCUACAAACAUGACCACGGAGAUCUACAAUGAGAUCCGUGGGAAGGUGCUGCACCAUCGCCCGGACUUCCCCAUCCACGAGCUGGCGUUUUUUGACGGGGAGGACAUCGAUGAGCAGGGUAAGAGCCUUGCUCCCCUUGUUGACACGACGGUGCGGUUGAGAUGUGAUCUCAACGAGGAGGGUGUACCUGUCUGGCCGCCCUCAGAGCCAUCAAGCACGCCACCAAACUCUCAGCCUACCGUGGUCUCGGCGAGGUCGCCCGCCAAUGCACCAGCUCCCGAGCCCGCAGCUCGCACACCUCCAGCUUGCUCCUUUCCUCUCGCCGCUGACGCAUCCAUGCCCGUCGAUUUGAUGGAUGAUUAGGCUUAGGAUUUUUCCUUUUUUGAGCUUUUGUAUUUUUUGUUUCUUUUCCUGCAAUUGUAUGAUAAUCUCCUGUACUAAAACUUGCAAUUUUUUGAAAAGAAAUAGAAAGUUGGAGAUUAUAUCAAAUUGUUCUUUGUUACUGUAUUGUAUGUAUGGUUUACAUUUCCUCGAACAAAUCCCUCACUAACAU
This is a messenger RNA of Rubroshorea leprosula, 2630 nucleotides long. The record is from the annotation of a GenBank genome assembly. NCBI's taxonomy places the organism in Eukaryota, Viridiplantae, Streptophyta, Magnoliopsida, Malvales, Dipterocarpaceae.